AUGGCCUCCCGUCCUGCAUCUUCUUCGAGCUCCGACUCGCUCUACGCCCCACCAUCACCGCCAAAUCUACGUCGCGUUGCGCAAGUAGCCCCGGUUUCUCAUUACACAUCUCUUCACGAUGUCCCACCCCUCAGCCUCAAUGGUGCCAUUGAUCCUACGGCGCAUCGUGGAAUGCCUACAUCCACGAAAAUAUCACCAACAAUCGUCCGUCCUCCUCCUUCCUCCCACUGCUACCAGCGUCCGGCAGGACUCACAUGUCCCCUACCAGAACCGGUACACAGAGAUAUUCUCAGGGUCGUGAACAGGUAUCCUCCACCUCUUAGCGCCUCUUCUUCCACUCUGAUCGAUGGACACUCAAGAAUCCACCUGAAGGGAAAACCAACCAGAGGCAAGAUUGACUUCACUGAUCCGUUUGCGGAGAAGAAGUACGAACAGCCCAAGACUGAUUUCCAGGCGCCUAUGAGCGAGAAGCGCAAGCUCAACGCUGAUCUUUGUGACGUUGCCCGAAGGCUGGAGACUGCCUUCGGGGCAGAGAAAUGCCAGCAGAAUCGAGGACUGACUCCAACAGUGGAGACGUCGUGGUGUAACAAGCACUACAAUUACGACACCUGUAUCGCUACAGCGGAGAAACGCGAUGGAUUCAAAUGCCUUUCGCCACUAACUCCUGCCGUCUCCGAUUUUCCACCGCCAGGUAGGGUGUGGGCUGGGACGAUUCGCCUUCCCAAUUGCCACUCAUGCAAGAACAACUGGAGCAUACGCCACCUCCACGGCAUUGAAGAGGAGCGUGUUCACCAAGAGUCUCGGAAGAGGCAAGCUGAGGAGCAGAAGAAGGAGCAAGAAAGGCAGCGUUUGCGAGCGGAGGAAGAGAGACUGAGGCGCGAGACGCAAACGACACGGUUCUGGCCCGACAGAUCAGCGGUCAAGAGCCCACUGAUUGUGAGGUCUCCGACGACCACUUGGGUCGAGGAUGUGCGCGCGGUGCGCCCAGAUCUCUCGAUGCCGACUCCGCGGAAGACUGAGCCCAAGGCCGCACCUCCGUCUGCGAUGGCCUUCGCUCAAGCCGCCGCGAAUAUCGCUUCACCAAAGGCCGACCCAGAGGUUGAGCCCAAGUUUGCAACUCCGUCUGGUGAUCGCGCGACAGCAAGCGCGGCAGCUUUCGCUCAACCCUCGCAGCUUGCCUCGCAGAAGACGGCACUGUUGCCUAGGAACCUCCUUCCGCCUCCAACGCAGACCGCACACAAAGAGAAAGAGAGGCUUAGGCUGCGGAUGCAUAGCAGGAUGAAGCUUCUUGCUGUCCAGCAGCAAGCAGACGAGGACGCACAGUGGGAUAAUGUCGAUCUCAGCGACGAUGAAGAGUGGGACAAGGUGGCGGCUGAUGAGGGUGCUGAUUGGGAGGUGCUUGAGAAGUAG
Messenger RNA from Didymella exigua CBS 183.55, 1410 nucleotides. RefSeq lists its product as uncharacterized. The record is from RefSeq and is a predicted model, not a curated record. Lineage: Eukaryota; Fungi; Ascomycota; Dothideomycetes; Pleosporales; Didymellaceae. Bases 1 to 1410 code for a protein of 469 amino acids. The transcript is spliced from 4 exons.